UUCCCUUUUACUCAUUCUUAUUUUGUUGCAGUAUUUCUCUACAAGUACUGCAAACUCUAUAAGAAUCAAUAAUCACCACCCCAUUAUUCUUUUCAUAAACAAACUCAUCAUUCUUAACUACAAUGGCUCCUCAGCUUGUUGCUCUCGCCCUCCUCUUCAUCGCCGCCGUGGUUUCCGCUCAAUCUCCCGCCGCCGCCCCCGCCGAUGCUCCAUCAGCAGCGCCAGCCACCGCGCCCGCUCAAGGUCCAACACCAGCAUUCGGCCCAGCUCCCACCGGCGCCCCCGAGGGAUCGCCUGCUGCAGCUCCCACCUCCGGAAUCUCAUCCCCUUCUUCCUCACCCACGGAGGGGCCAUCAGCUUCCCUUGCUCCCGCCAGCGAGGAGGGCGUUGCCGUUCCCAGCUCUGCCCCUGCCCCGGCAGCCGAUGCCCCCGCCGCCGAUGCCGCUCUUGCACCCGCACCUGUAGCUGACGCACCAAGCAACGGCGCCGCUGGUUUGAAGAUCUCCGCAGCAGUAGGAGCCGCCGCUGCCGCUGGAUUCUUCUUCUUCUAAAUCUUCGAUGAGUUCGUUUUUAUGAAUCAUCUACUCCAGACAAAGAUAUACAUAAAAAGGAUCGAUCCCAGAAUUCGUUAGUUGUUUGUGGGAUCGAUCAUACGAAUUUGAGCUCUAAUGUAAUUAUGCAUGUAUAGUGGCACGAGAUUAUUAUUAUUUAAUUAAUUUGUUCGGCCAUUGCAUGUUGA
Messenger RNA from Sesamum indicum (sesame), 739 nucleotides. It is a transcript of the gene AGP11, whose product is annotated as arabinogalactan protein 11. Lineage: Eukaryota; Viridiplantae; Streptophyta; Magnoliopsida; Lamiales; Pedaliaceae. The record is from RefSeq and is a predicted model, not a curated record.